This is a messenger RNA of Erpetoichthys calabaricus (reedfish), 3382 nucleotides long. RefSeq names its product zinc finger protein OZF-like. The transcript has 3 exons. Gene Ontology annotation, molecular function: DNA-binding transcription factor activity, RNA polymerase II-specific; RNA polymerase II cis-regulatory region sequence-specific DNA binding. Gene Ontology annotation, cellular component: nucleus. The record is from RefSeq and is a predicted model, not a curated record. Bases 181 to 1803 code for a protein of 540 amino acids. Lineage: Eukaryota; Metazoa; Chordata; Cladistia; Polypteriformes; Polypteridae. Gene Ontology annotation, biological process: central nervous system development; regulation of transcription by RNA polymerase II.
UAGCUGUUACGCUCUUGUACCUCGUGCAGGUAUUAAAACUGCCCGCGAGUCUUUAACGCUGCAUGCGACUUUGUAUGCAUUGGUAGUUGCAGAUCGGGUUUGGAGGGUUGACACCCGUAAAGAGUUUUAUUUGGUAGAGAGAAAAAGAGAGGGGUAGACAUAGCUGCCAAUUUCAGUUACAUGGAGAUGAUUGCAACAGAAGAGAUGCAUCAGGCUGACAAGCAUCAUAUGGAAGAAAAGAGUAUAAAUAUUAAUGAGACACAGGCGAGUCUGUACAUUAAUGGUGAAGACUGUGUGCUGGGCUCAGUGGACAUUAAAGACGAGCCUGUGGAAAUGUCUAUCUCUGACAUGCAAAACCGUGAAACAAUAGAAAACAUCAAGGAAGAGGACUUAAAGUCGCUGUCCAUCCUUCAGUAUGGUCGUCAAGAUGGAGAUCUAACCAUAUUUGACUCGUCUCGGGAUCGAUACUCUUCAUCUCAGGAAGUUUCUAUCAAGGUGAGGUCUGGAACAGUGCUACCUGACACACAGAAGAAGAAUGAGACAGUCUUGUCAAUUAGGAAACGAGACGAUCAGCCAUCAGAAAGAUCAGAGGAACGUGGCAGGCACACAUUUGCUCAGGCUUCUCUUCAGCAACGACCACAGCGAAUUCCACUUGCGGUAAAUAUGAAGAAAUCGACGUCUGGAUCUGAGAAUUUGAUACCAGCUUCUUUGGGGGUCAGUUUUUUGCCUUUUGUGAAACUAACCAGGAUAGACUCUAUCAUUUCUGAAUAUUGUGUGAAAAGUGCAAAUGUUGUGCCUUUGGAUGUGUGUCAGGAGCAACAACAAAACCCUAAAAACAUAUCUAAAUCCAAAAGUGUACCGAUCAGCUUUAUGAAACGCAAGUCGCACCGUUGUUCUGAAUGUGGCAAAUUGUUCUCAAAACCGAGCCUCCUUAAGAGCCAUGCAAGAGUUCACACUGGGGAGAAGCCAUUUUGUUGUUGUGAGUGUGGCAAACGAUUCUCACAUAGUAGUACUUUAUGGAACCAUGGAAGAAUUCACACUGGAGAGAAGCCAUAUUGCUGCUCUGAAUGUGGCAAAUGUUUUAGGAAAGCAAGCCACCUUCAAACCCACACAAGAGUCCAUACAAGAAAGAAGCCAUAUUGCUGUUCUGAGUGUGGAAAACAAUUCUAUGAGAGCAGAGAUCUUCAAAAACACAACAGAUGUCACACUGGUGAAAAGCCAUACUCGUGUCCUGAAUGUGGCAAACAGUUCUCUGAUAAGAGCAAUCUUCAGUGUCACAGGAGACGUCACACUGGAGAGAAGCCAUAUUCUUGUUCUGAAUGUGGCAAACGAUUCUUUCUAAAAUACAAUCUUAAGGUUCACACAAGAAUUCACUCUGGAGAAAAACCAUACAGCUGCAUGGAAUGUGGUAAACUAUUUGCUGAUAAGACCAAUCUUCUAACCCAUGCCAGAAUUCAUACUGGGGAAAAGCUAUAUCACUGUUCUGAAUGUGGUAAACAAUGGGCGAGUCGUUACCAUCUAUACAUCCACACCAGAGUUCACACUGGAGAAAAGCCAUAUUGCUGUCCUGAAUGCGGAAGACGGUUCUCUGUCAAGAGCAGUCUUCAGACGCAUAUAAGAGUUCAUACUGGAGAGAAGCCAUAUUGCUGUUCUGACUGUGGCAAACUAUGUUCUACAGCAAGCCAUCUUCAAAGUCACGCAAGGGUACACACUGGAGAGAAACCAUAUUGCUGUUCGGAAUGUGGCAAACGGUUCACUAAUCGGCGGAAUUUUCUUUACCAUGCAAGGAAUCAUGCCAAAUAGGUGUGUAUCGCUGUUCUGAAUUUGAGAAAAAUUCUCUUAACGGUAGAGGCCUUCAGAGUCACGGAAGAAUCCAUACUAAGUAAAAUUGCAGUGCUGGGUUUUAGCACAAGGGUCUGCACUUCACAGAAACUUCACAUUCAGAAUCCUAGCAAGAGUAAGAAGUCCAUUGGAUAAAGACAGGUGAUGCAGAAGGAAUUUUUUGCCCACUCAAACUAAUUGGACACUGGAGCUAGCAAUAACUUGUACCACCUUACGUAGCAAACUGACAUCUUCUUGACGUAAAUCUCUGAGGAACAUUAAAGCAGAAAGGAAAGGGCAACUAUAGUGCAUUUCUCAUGACUAGAACUAAUCAAUUAAGAGGCAUCAGCCAGACUCCAUAUUGCAGCAAACUAGAAGACUGCAGGUCGACACCAUUGCAAAAUUAUGGACUUGACCAUCUAACGCCUAUUCACAAGAAUCUGGCCAGGGAUGAAAAUCUGGGAAUGCAGCAAGUGUGGACAAGCAGCACGGUGACUGACCACCGCAGCUCUGCUUCUGAAAGUACAAAAGAAUUAUUCUGUAUAAAUUGUACCUCUUUGGUGCAGACAGUUUACACAGUGGUAGACACCCACUUGGUACCCCAAUAGCAAAGUGGGCCUACAAGUGAAAUAUUACUUGAUUUUGUAGUCUGUCUAUAUUUUAUUGAGAAAAAAACUGAAGACUACAUAAAGUUGUUUAUGUAUUUGUCAUGAUGCCAGUAGUUUGCAUUUAAUAAUUUGUUUUAAAAAAAAAAAAAAAAAAAUUAGCAGAAAGGAAAAUGCAGAAUUUUGUUUGUAGUUGGAAUUUUAUUUGGAAAUCUGCAUUUUUCUGGUUGCUUUUCAGUCAAUUAACUGGAGUUUAUUGUGAGCGUUGAUAAUCCUUUCCAUUAUUUUACUGAUUUUCCCCCCACUGUGUCAUUUUCUGAGAGAGACCACCAGCUUGCAUACUAUCCGUCGCCAUGUUGUUGUUAGUAAUAACACCAUUUACUAGCUUGACAAGCCGGUGACGGUUCUGCAUUUGGUAUAAAAGAUGGCGGGGCUAAUUGAUUAAUUGACAAUCAUCCAAAUAAGGACAGCAAGUGCUAGAGCAAUUAAAGCAAGACAAAAACAGAAUUUUGAAUCUCCACUUCUCUUCAAAUAUACAUUUUGCACAGUGCCUUAUAAACUCAGUUCCACCAGACAGUGUUCUCCACGACUUUCCUGUACUCUCACUCGUCUCCAUUUUUAAUGUGGUCUACGCUGGACGAGUCAUCUGAAAGUGUGUUGUGUCGAGGAUGAACAGGAAGGCUGACGGGGCAGUUCCCUGAGGGUGCUCCAGUAUUACAAACCACCACUUGUGACACGCAGUCCCUCAGUCUCACAAACCACUGUCUGUUGCUCUCCAUGCUCUAGAAGAUUGUGGGUGGCAUCACGAUUCGACACCUUAAGCUAGUUCCCAAGUUGAUGAAGCAGGAUGGCGCUAAAAGCCCUGGAAAAGUCAAAAGAUCAUCAUCCUGACUGUGGUGCCAGCUUUGUCCAAGUGGGAGCUGACUGUGAGGAGCAUGUAGACGAGAGCAUCCUCC